Durusdinium trenchii is the source of this 309-nucleotide messenger RNA. The record is from the annotation of a GenBank genome assembly. NCBI's taxonomy places the organism in Eukaryota, Dinophyceae, Suessiales, Symbiodiniaceae.
GUGACCCGGUUGCAGCACCCUAGCUUCGGCCAAGUUGCCUUCGUGGCAGUUGGCGCCACCCUGGUUGGUUCAGUUGAACUGCUGAAAGAGGUGGGAUCAACCUUUGCCAAAGGAGACUGCUAUGGGUAUUUUCAGUAUGGGGGCUCCACGUGCGUCAUUGUAACCGAGCCUGGCGCUGUUGGAUGGGACCCUGAUUUGCUGGAUGCCUCUGCCCGUGGUAUAGAGCUGCUUGGCUUACACUUAGCUGGCUUCAGGUGGCAUAUUGCAGGUGAAGCUUAUACGCCCCGCAAGAAUCCGCAAGAGGUCUAA